Molecule: messenger RNA, 630 nt
Organism: Cyphomyrmex costatus
Lineage: Eukaryota; Metazoa; Arthropoda; Insecta; Hymenoptera; Formicidae
Product: zinc finger BED domain-containing protein 4
Exons: 1
Coding region: 1-630 (209 amino acids)
Molecular function (GO): protein dimerization activity
Source: RefSeq, a predicted model, not a curated record
AUGACAGUAACAAUUGAAAACAUUUCACCUUCAACAGCGGAAGGAAUUCUUUACAAGACAAAGCUUCUUGAAUCAAUUAAACAUAAAUUUAAAGAUGUUGAAAAUAAUAAGAUUCUCUCAAUUCCUACGAUACUUGAUCCAAGAUUCAAACGAAUGCAUUUUCAAAAUGCCUUGUCAGCAGCUGCUACUGUGGAACAAAUAAACAAAGAAAUGAAAGUAAUUUCUACGAUAAAUAAAGAGAUAGAACAACCUGUUCAACAAGAAUUCUCUGACAUAACGAAUCAAUAUAGUAUAUGGAAGACUCAUGACAAUUUGGUGGCAAAGAGUACUAACGAAAGUAUGGACGAUGACCAUCUUCUCCACGAACUAAGACAAUAUUUAAAGCAACCGGUCAUCGCUCGACACAACAAUCCAUUUCAACAUUGGAAAACCUUAAAGUACUCGUUCCCAACGCUGUACGAACUGGCAAUUCGAUACAUGAGUAUUAUUAGUACCUCUGUACCAUCAGAAAGUAAAUUUUCCGAGGCUGGUACCAUUAAGAAUCAUGAAAGAAAUCGAAUAACGGGUGAACACUUAAACCAACUCUUAUUUAUGGGAUCUCUUUCAAAAGAAGAAUGGAAUUUGACAUAA